This is a messenger RNA of Ostrea edulis (European flat oyster), 1607 nucleotides long. RefSeq names its product CST complex subunit STN1-like. Bases 415 to 1527 code for a protein of 370 amino acids. The transcript is spliced from 9 exons. Gene Ontology annotation, biological process: nucleotide-excision repair; DNA replication; double-strand break repair via homologous recombination. Gene Ontology annotation, cellular component: site of double-strand break; chromosome, telomeric region; DNA replication factor A complex. Lineage: Eukaryota; Metazoa; Mollusca; Bivalvia; Ostreida; Ostreidae. The record is from RefSeq and is a predicted model, not a curated record.
UCCUCGAAACAAACAAAACAACUCGAAUCCAGUCAAUAACUGUAUUAUGAAGUAGCUGUGUUCGCCUACUGGAGCUUGCUGACGUUUAUAAAAAUAUUGUAAACAAUAAUAUAUACUAUAUUUUAAUAUAUGGUAUUGUUUACAAUAUUUUUUUUUAAACGGGAGCAUGCCCCUGUGGCUCGCCCCAACAGUAACACUGUCAAAUCAUACAGUUUUACCGGAAUAUUGUAACAACAGUAUAUAGGUUUUCUCUUUUUCAAAGACUUUAAAAUAUCCUAUUUGAUGGUUUACCGCGAAGUUCAAUAUAAGAUAAUCAUAAUGAAUAUCAUCUGUAGGGAAUAUUGGGAUAAGCGACACUUUAUAUGCUAAUGUUGCUUUAAUUCUUUUUUACCCAUUGCAUUAUUUGAUAGGAGAAUGGAUAGCGCAAAUAUGGAAGUAGAUGAAAGUGAUAAAAACGAAUCCACACGUACUCGAAUCCCAGUUAGUCUCUACGGUUUGGAUUUUAGUUUCCAUACGUUCAACAAGAUGUAUAUCCAGGACAUUAUCAGAUUAGAACCUUGUAAUGCCAUUCCAGGAAUGUAUUUGUAUAAAACACAUCCGGUUUAUAAGGUGGAUAUCAUUGGAGUGGUGGUGAAAAGGCAUGAAAACAUGAAGUGCUAUGUUUAUGCAGUUGAUGAUGGAACAGGUGUCAUUACAUGUUGCUGUUGGAAAAGCAGAAUAUCUGAACAUAGAUCGGAAGAAAUUGAAAGUGUAGUGAAAGAAAGAAGCAGUCUACCAAAAGUUUUGAAAGAGAAGAUGUCGGCGAUGAUGAUAUCGGAGAAUAAAAAGAAUGAGGGCUAUAACCUUGGAGACCUAAUUCAUGUCAGGGGAAAAAUAAAGAUUUUCCGUGAGGAGCGAGAAGUGGUAGCAUUACAUCAUAAUAAACUGGAAGAUCCUAAUAUGGAAGUUGUGAGAAUGUCUGAACUUCCUGUGCUGUACAGAACACUUUAUGAUGUAGACACUUUACCAAAGAAAGUGGCAGAGGAGCUCCAAGAUGUAUCCGGACACACGGACAGAGGGGGUCAUGCAGAGAUUGUCCCUGAAUUAAAGAGAAUACUGUUGACAUAUAUUGAGGAGCAACAACCAGAUGAAAUAAAAUAUAACCAUAUUCAUACUCUGCCAGCGGUGACUGAACUCUGGAAUAAGUUAGCGCCAUCUGAAGACAGCAAAUUCCAGCUACAAAAAGUAUUGACUAUUUUGGAAGAGGAAGGCUGUAUUUUUACAAAAGAGCAACACCAGGUGUACGAGGUCAUGAAACCAGACUGUCCGAUGGAGAAUGUUAUUAUGGAUAUUCUGAGGCGAGAUUGUAUCAAAGAAAAAUUUCAAACUAUGGGUUGUCAUUAUUUACAUAUUGUGGAUGAAGUUCGAAAGACCAAGGACUACAGAACUGUGAAAAACUGCUGUGUGCAGACUUGUCUGAAUAACUUGGAAUACCGGAGUACUGUGAUCAGGACAUCUUUCAGUCAUUAUCUCUUAUGUACAAUUUAAAGUGCCGUUUUGUAAAUAGAUCGAUGACAAAGUGUGUAUGAAUAUACUGUAUAUAGUUACUGAAUAAAUGAUCAAAUAAA